Molecule: messenger RNA, 2084 nt
Organism: Nothobranchius furzeri (turquoise killifish)
Lineage: Eukaryota; Metazoa; Chordata; Actinopteri; Cyprinodontiformes; Nothobranchiidae
Gene: gja10b
Product: gap junction protein alpha 10 b
Biological process (GO): cell-cell signaling
Cellular component (GO): connexin complex
Molecular function (GO): gap junction channel activity
Source: RefSeq, a predicted model, not a curated record
UUGUCACAGUUGUUCAACCUUUUUAGAGCUUUUGGAUGUUUCUGCGACUCCUGAGAGCCGGGGAUGAUAUGAGAGAAGAUGGGGGAUUGGAACCUGUUGGGCAGCAUCUUAGAAGAAGUUCACAUCCAUUCCACCAUUGUGGGGAAGAUCUGGCUCACCAUCCUGUUUAUUUUCCGGAUGCUUGUGCUCGGCGUUGCAGCCGAAGACGUCUGGGACGAUGAGCAGAGUGAGUUUGUCUGCAACACGGAGCAGCCUGGCUGCAAGAACGUCUGCUACGACCAGGCUUUCCCCAUCUCACUCAUACGUUACUGGGUCCUGCAGAUCAUCUUCGUGUCCUCGCCCUCACUGGUCUACAUGGGCCAUGCCUUGUACCGCCUGAGGACUCUCGACAAAGAGAGACACAAGAAGAAAGCUUAUCUGAAAUCCGAGCUGGAGGGAGCUGACCCCGACCAGGAGGACCACAAAAGGAUCGAGCGAGAACUUAGGAAGCUGGACGAGCAGAAGAAAGUAAGAAAAGCCCCUCUCAGAGGCUCUCUGCUGCGUACCUAUGUUUUCCACAUCCUGACCAGGUCUGUGGUGGAGGUGGGCUUCAUCACGGGUCAGUGUGCCCUGUAUGGCGUCAGGCUGUCCCCUCUGUACAAGUGUGAGCGGUCGCCCUGUCCCAACAGCGUGGACUGCUUUGUGUCACGACCAACAGAGAAGAACAUUUUCAUGGUGUUCAUGCUCGUCGUCGCUGGAGUUUCUCUGUUCCUCAACCUUCUGGAGAUUUUCCAUCUGGGAGUAAAGAAGAUCAAACAGAGCCUGUAUGGGUACAAGUACGGAGACGAUGACAGCGUGUGCAGGUCAAAGAAGAACUCCGUGGUGCAGCAGGUUGGUCUGCUCAGCAACUCUCCACAGAGGCUGAUGCAGCUCACCCAGGUCUCCUGUCCUGCUGCGGCAGAGCCACACAAGCUGGUCCUGGGGGAGGUCCUGCCCUACAACCUGGCACCAAGGUCUUCUCAGAACCUGGAGGGCUUGACCAGCUCGAGCCAGCCGCCCACUCAGAUGUACCGGCCAAGCCUCACUGACACCCACGGCGUGCAGCAGCUGGGGGCCGUUGAGCAGCGUCACUCUCUGGACAACAGGAAGCCGUCCUGCAGCAGUGACGAUUCAAACGGACGUCAGGGUUCAAUCAAGCCACGCUUUUCAAAUCCUCGAGAAACGUUGGUGGGCAGUCACAUGGAGAUCCCCGCAGCCCUGAAGAACCAGCAGAGGAAGCUGAGCAAAGUGAGUGUUUACAAAGAGCUCAGCGACAUGAGUGACUCCCCAGAGAGCGAUCACCCCCCUACCGCCAGGAAGUGCAGUUUCAUGUCCCGAGGACUGUCCGAGGCCCAGCUGGCCAGCCCGUCUGACAGCGGCGCCUCUCAGAGCGGAACUGACUCUGAAACCCAGCACCUCAACCAAGGGGAGAGCCCGGUCAUGACCCCACCUCCUCCAGCGGGUGGGAGGAGGAUGUCCAUGAGCAUGAUUCUGGAGUUGUCUUCAAUCAUGAAGAAGUAAACUGUUUCAGCGCUGGACCUGGUUCUGGUUCUGGUUCUGCCUGACACCAGCAAGGACUUCGUCAUCACCCCCGAACCCCCUGGACACGGCUCACGUUCACAUGUUCGUGUCAGAGCCGUUUACUAAUGAGACCACACAACAGAAUGCUGCAGCAGUACCCAGGACAGGUGCACGGCUGCCUGCCAGACGGUCCCGUGGUCGUCAUCUCGCCACCAGCACCCGUCUUCCUCCACGUUCAACGACUUUAACCAAACUGUGAGACAAUUUGCCAAAAAUCUAGACUGAUUAAAUAGAACUUGAGCAGUUUUCUAGAUUAAAAUGACAAAGUUUUCUUAUGGCGGCGCGAAUGGUAUCUCUGUUGCCUCACGGCAAGAAGGUUGCAGGUUUGAAUCCAGGUUGUGGCUUUUCUGUAAGGAAUUAGCAUGUUGUCUCUCUCCAGGUUUUGUCCAGGUGCUCCAGCCUUCCUCCACAGACCUACGUAAUAACCAGUUUAACUUUAUGAUGUCAUUCAACAACAACCUAACAGUAAUAAAGAUGUAAAACUA